GGAGCUUCCCCAAGGGAGUUGGCUCUAAAUUAACAUUUCAUGCUGCAUACAGAGUUACUCUGUUCUGCUUGUGUGAUGACUUGCCCUGAACACCAAGAGAGGUGGCACCUUAAUAAGAGUUUGCUUUUCAUGGUUUCUCUUAUGUGAAGUCAACUGGGGCCUGGAUGCAGAUGAUCCUUUUUCUGAUGGCAGAAGGUGCCUAUUGGAAUUUAUUUUCAUCCCGCGUUUUUAAUGUAAGGAGGGAAAAUGACUGCUGGUUCAGUGUGUGUCCCUCAGAUCAUACCAUUGCGAGUGCCUCCGCCUGGAAAAGCCAACCAUGAAAUUGAUAACAAUACACUUUUGGAAAUGAAAUCAGACACCCCGGAUGUCAACAUAUAUUAUACACUGGAUGGCAGCAAACCUGAAUUUCUAAAGAGAAUUGGUUAUGGUGAAAACAAUACAUUCAAGUAUACAAAGCCUAUUACUCUGCCUGAUGGAAAAAUACAAGUUAAAGCUAUUGCAGUCUCUAAGGACCGCAGACAGAGUGGCAUUGUAACAAAGGUGUUUCAGGUGGGCUACGAACUACCAAAUACAGUCUCUUCUGAAGACAAUGUUGAAAAUGUUCUCAAAGAUUCUUCAAAGCAGGAACUGAAAAAUGGCUUUGUUGGGUCAAAACUACAGAAGAAAUGUAAGGAUGCUGAAAAUAAACGGGGUUGGAAUGUUAACCUUAGAAAGUCUCCAGGUAUGACAUGGCAGGACGAAGACCUUGAGGAAGGUGAAAGAACUGACUCCAAAACAUGGAAAGAUCUCCGUUUCUCAGAGAGUCCACGGGAAAUCCCACCUUUCCAUGAAGAAUCGGGUUCUAGACCACCCACCCGCCAGUCUCAGUUCCCUAGUUUUGCACACAUAACUGGCCAGAAGAGUUUGACAAGCACAGAGAUCAUGAGAAUUCAAAGAGAGACAGACUUUCUCAAGUGUGCCCACUGCCUGGCUCCCCGCCCAUCUGACCCCUUUGCCCGCUUCUGUCAAGAAUGUGGCUCUCCUGUCCCGCCCAUAUUUGGCUGUCGUCUCCCACCCCCAGAAGGAGCUCAGAUGAGCUUAUGUGCAGAGUGUGGAAACAUGGUGCCCAUGAACACUCCCAUCUGUGUAGUGUGUGAGGCCUCUCUUACUCUACAGCUGCAGCCACAGGCCAGCCUGCGCUUGAAGGAGAAAAUAAUCUGCCGCACCUGUGGCACAGGGAAUCCAGCUCACCUGAAAUACUGUGUCACCUGUGAGGGGGCCCUGCCAUCAUCACAGGAGCAGCUCAUGCGCAGUGGAGAUAAAGCCCCUCCUCCGCCCACUCAGAAAGGGGAGACCAUUUCCUGCUCCAAGUGUGGUCGCAGGAAUCGCCGGGAAGCUUGCUUCUGUGACUGGUGUGGAGCCACGCCGGGCAUUUCUGCCUGCUGCUCAAUUUGCCCUAAAUGUGGGGCCAGCAAUCACCCAUCUGCCCGAUUCUGUGGCUCCUGUGGUAUUUAUGUGAAGUCCUCGGCAAGAUUUAGCAUGGACAACAGCCUGGCUCUCGCUGCUGGACAACUUGGCCCUUUUGUUGAGCCCCGAUCUGCCUGGCAGCCCCUAAAUGUUCCUUUGCUCAGACCUGAGGCUGGGACUCAGAAGGAUGUGGGCACACAGACUACUGGCCUGUUCUACCCAUCUGGUGCACUACUAGCCAAAAAGGAACUGGAAAUGGCUUCUCAAAAGCAGAGGCAUGAGAAAAUGAGUGACCAUAAGCCUCUGCUCACAGCCGUCAGCCCAGGAAGAGGGUACUGGAGGAAACAGUUGGAUCAUAUCUCUGCUCACCUCAGGUCUUAUGCUCAGAACAACCCUGAGUUCCGGGCCUUGAUUGCAGAACCCAGAAUGGGAAAGCUUAUCUCUGCUACUGUCCAUGAAGAUGGCUAUGAAGUUAGCAUCCAGCUGAAUUACAUUCAAGUAUCAAACAAGGUGAGGAAACUGAGGGUCAGAGAAAUUAAGCAACCUGCUUCUUCCAAGGUCCCUAAACUAAACCUUUACUUCAGCAAGUCUGUGGAUUUCAGCAACCACUUCCUGAGCAAUGUCACUGAGGGUGGUAAUGGGCCAUUUGGCAGCAGAUCCAGCCUGGUGAGUGACUACAGCCAGAGCACCUCUGAUGUCACUGAAAAAGUCAAGAGGACAAAGAAUUUCAAGACCAAAACAUUUCAAGAAAAGGAGCAGCUCACACCUGAAAACAGGCUCCUGCUGAAGGAAGUCGGACCGACAGGGGAAGGAAGAGUCACUGUGAUUGAACAGCUGCUUGAUGAGGGAGCAGAUCCCAAUUGCAGGGACAGUGAAGAGCGACCCGUUAUAACUGUGGCUGUUGUGAAUCAGCACCAUGAAGCGAUUCCGGUUCUCGUGCAGAGAGGAGCAGACACCGAGCAGCAGUGGGGACCGCUUCGAAAUACAGCUCUUCAUGAAGCGACCCUGCUUGGCCUGGCGGGAAGGGAGUGCAUUGCUGCUUUACUGCGAUGCAAUGCAAGCAUCCAAAAGAAGAACACGAAUGGCCAGACGGCAUAUGACCUGGCUCUGAACACUGGGGAUGAGAUCAUCACCUCGCUCUUUGCUGCUAAGCUUGGCCUGGACAACUCUUAGACCCAAGAGCCUGCGCUGGACCUAGCUGCAAGAAACCAUCCAGCUCUGGCUGUUCUUUGUUUCUUUCUGAGAUGUGUAUUUGCGGUUUGGGAAUUGAGGUUGAGAGGAAUGCAGAGAUGUUUUUUUAAAUAUGACAGUGUAAGCCACCAUGUGACCAUUUCCCAGUACGUUCUGGAUGGUGAUGAACUUAACGUAUGUUUUUUAAAGGGUCUGUUGCUGCUUAUUUUGGAAUUUUCUUUUAAAUUUAUUUUUCAAUAGUUAAUAAUUGUACAUGGUUCAGAGCUAAACAGUAUGAAAUGUUAAGUAGUAAAAACUCUGCCACUCCUGUCCCACACAGCCACCCACGUCCCCUCCUCAGAGGCUCCAAUGAUACCAGUGUCAUCUGUGUCUUUCCAGAAAUAGUAGAGGAUUACAUAAGCACAUGUAUGUAAUAUAUGCAUAUGUACAUAUAGGGUAUAUAUAAAAUACAAAUAUAGAGAACAUAUAUUCUUUCUCUUUUGAGACAAGUACUAGCAAACUACACACCCAUCUGAUGUUUUACAUCUUGUUCUUUUCCUUAAUAUCUCUUGUAGGUGGUUCCAAAUUAGUACCUAAAGAUUAAGUUUAUUUAAAAACUUUCACUUCUGGUGUGAAGUAUUCCUAUUGUUGUGGCUUGUUCUUCGGUUGACAAACAAGCCUUGAAUAAGCCCAUGUGCAAGAAUGUGCAAUUUUGACUGACUUAUUUUUUCAGAAUGUGAUUUCUGCCUUUGGGUGAUAAUGCUGCAAUCGUGGAGUCCCUAAAUAGUUUGUGUUAAAGUCUGUUAGUUUAGAAUGAUUAACUCAGCACAAUAAAUAAUAGACUUGGUUGA
Molecule: messenger RNA, 3467 nt
Organism: Hyaena hyaena (striped hyena)
Lineage: Eukaryota; Metazoa; Chordata; Mammalia; Carnivora; Hyaenidae
Gene: DZANK1
Product: double zinc ribbon and ankyrin repeat domains 1
Exons: 23
Coding region: 247-2619 (790 amino acids)
Biological process (GO): eye photoreceptor cell development
Molecular function (GO): protein binding
Source: RefSeq, a predicted model, not a curated record